Molecule: messenger RNA, 612 nt
Organism: Fomitopsis serialis
Lineage: Eukaryota; Fungi; Basidiomycota; Agaricomycetes; Polyporales; Fomitopsidaceae
Exons: 1
Coding region: 1-612 (203 amino acids)
Source: RefSeq, a predicted model, not a curated record
AUGAUUCGCGAACAAGCCAUCAUUGUGGCGGAGUACGAGGGGAUGCGUGGGGGUGGUCAUGACUACCAAUUUCACUGCGGACGCAGCUGGCUGCGAGGGUUCAAGAAACGUUACGGUAUCACCGACGGCGUCAUCACCCGUGUCGGCUACACACCCGCGGAUCUCGCCAGGGAGAAAGCUUAUGGGUCCUAUCCGUUGGAUGACCCUUUCUGGAGCCAGCUGCCAGACGAGCACGGCAAUGUUCCCCUGCCAUUCGGCCGUGAUAAGACCGAAUUCGACGACAUGGACUUCGAAUUCGACGGCCCCUUCGUGGUAUAUAAGCCACGUGUAGAUCCCGCGGCUACGCCAACCGACUACGCUGCGUUACCUCCGUCAGGGCUAGCCACCCCUUCCGAGGAUGUGACACCAUUGAUAUCCCAAUCCCAACGACACCACGUCUCAUUCGAUCUCUCAUCAUCGUCUUUCGAUACGUCACAAUCUGGUGUCGAUUCGGUUUCGGAAAGCAAGGCGUGGUCUUUUACGAAUGACCCGCCCAACGGACAGUCGGCCUGGGAAGCCUCCUACAGACAGUGCCACUUUCAUGAAUCGUUCACGAGAGAGACAUCACUAUAG